Eurytemora carolleeae is the source of this 1073-nucleotide messenger RNA. RefSeq lists its product as uncharacterized. The record is from RefSeq and is a predicted model, not a curated record. NCBI's taxonomy places the organism in Eukaryota, Metazoa, Arthropoda, Copepoda, Calanoida, Temoridae. Bases 127 to 924 code for a protein of 265 amino acids. The transcript has 9 exons.
GAGGAAAAAACAAUAAAAAGCAGUUAAUAGAAAAAAUAUUUUAAAAUAUUUUAGUUGGAUGUUGACUCUACCAAAAAUGAAGGCUUGUUCUACAGAGCCUGGUCUUUACUACAAACUAGACACUUUAUGUCCUUGGAUGUUUAUUCUCAAGAAGAUCUGGAUUUAUACAAAGCAAUUUCAGCAGAACAGGGGUUUCUGACCCAAGUAUCUCUUCUCUCUGCUAUGGACGAUGACGGUGUUACACAAGGGUUUAAGUUUGAAGACAUCGUUCAACAGGUUGACAACAAUACUCCUGAAUGCAUAAGAUCUAGCCAGGCCUUCAAGAGGAGAAGAGAACUGCAAAAGAACAAAAAAUGUCAAAUAUUCCUUAAAAUGAAUCAGGUAAAUAAGGCGCAGUUGAUCAGCUUGGAAAAGUCAACCCCGCUAAUCCAGUUUGAAUCUUCUCUCCAAUCCCCUCCUAAUCCCUUCACUGAACCAUCUAGAUCCUCCCCAGACUCAUCCUUUAAUAGUGCUCUUCAUUCAGCCAAUCCUGGAGAUUUCAACGAUACACCUAAACCGGGGUUCUCCACGAAGCAAAGACAAGAUACUCCGUUCUCAUGGAUUGAUAACAGUCUGCCACUUUCCACGGGAAAGGUUAAUCUUAAGAACGCAUUCAGAAAGUCGCUCCGAAAGAGUUUAAGAAAGUCCAAGUCAGCCAAGGCAGCAAUUCGCAAGCGUUCAAUAUACAUGGUUGAGGUUGAUGAUAAAGCUUCUGAAGGAACUGAUGGAACUGAAAAUGAGAAGGUUCAAGUCCAAGCUAAGAUUCAGGGAGAUUGUUGUUGGAUUCUAUUCUCAUCAACCUACUUCCAGGGCAGACGAGAGACGGUAUGUGGCGGUGAGCGUACAAUUUCCAUCCCUGCAGUUAACUCUGUGAAAAAAGUUUAGAAAACGACGACAUUUCAAGUUUCCUGUAAAACACGAACAUUUUUUUGGUGAUCUCUUGUUCUUCCAAACUCAAGUGAUUUUAUUUCAUUUUAUUUUUUCAAACUAGAAUAUUUUUUUUGCUGAAAAAAAGCAAAUUUGUAUUUGGAUAU